Molecule: messenger RNA, 657 nt
Organism: Mesorhabditis spiculigera
Lineage: Eukaryota; Metazoa; Nematoda; Chromadorea; Rhabditida; Rhabditidae
Source: the annotation of a GenBank genome assembly
AUGCCCCAAGGACAUACGCCACGAUAUUUGGGGGAUCUGACAGGAUUCGUGGCGUUGAUGGAUGAGUAUUCCAAGGAGAAGUGGACCCUUAAUAAAUGGGAGUCGGGCUUCUGGCUGAAGCAAUCGGUGAUGGUGAGGCUGGGUGGAGAGCCGUUGAAUCGUCAGUGUCAUAUUUUGAGAUGUGCCAUCAGGGAUUGCCCGGUGCUUUGGUUUAAUUUUUAUCAUAGAGAUGGCCGACCACUACGACUGGACGAAAUUCGAGCAUUGCUGGCGCGGAGGGGGAACUUCGAUAGUGACGCGUAUUUUAAAAACGUCACGCAAGAGCCUCACCCCUAUUAUGGGGUCUUAUUUUUCUUUGUGGACCCCGUGGAAACGCCGGGCAGAAUGGCUGAGAUGCCUGGCCAUGGGAAUUAUAUUGUUAGAUGGCUUUCGAUCUACGGGCCCCCGAUUGACCUCCGGCUACCAGAUGAGGUGCUUUUGGCAGCCGGACUUACGCCCUCAAGGCCAAGUUCCUUAAACGGCUGCUCGGCUUUUGAACCCUUCGAAAAGCCGAUUUGCGAGUCGAUAAAUGAGGAAAAUGAGGAUGAGCGUGAAACCGUCGUCUCGUCAGCCGACACCGGCGACUCGGCGCAUGAUUCCCCGGUGUCCAGCGGAUCA